This is a messenger RNA of Spirodela intermedia, 6187 nucleotides long. The record is from the annotation of a GenBank genome assembly. Lineage: Eukaryota; Viridiplantae; Streptophyta; Magnoliopsida; Alismatales; Araceae.
AUGGACGAGACGGGGAAGCUAAAGCGGGCACUAAUCGAUGCGACCGCAGGGGCAAUCUCCGGAGGCAUCUCCCGGUCUGUCACAUCGCCUUUGGACGUCAUCAAGAUCAGAUUUCAGGUAGUCGGGUAGACGUGGUUUUCCACCUGUGCAAUCUACCAUUACCUUUAAAUAAAUCACGUGUAACCGAAAUCAGCAAGGUUAGUUAGAAAAUUUGAACGUCUAGUCGGCAUUGAUUGCAUAGUCGCUCUUUUCUAUUCAACAAUUCAUACGAGGAAAAUUCGACCUUUAUUGGAAGCCUUGGUACCUUCUAGAGUAGCCUAAAAGAUAUGAAACCAUUUGCCAUCUGUUUCUUUCUUCCUGUUGCAGAAAAAUGCUUUUCACUGCAGGUCGUAUGCUCCAAGCAAUUUUCCAGCCGAAGUGUUUUCGAGUUAUUUACAAGGAAACUUGUAUUGAUGUGUGCUCAAUUUUAAAUGGAGUCAUUCCCUUGCCGAGAGUUGUUUAGGUUCAUGUAUCCAUGUAGAGAACUUGUGCCAUGUGAUAACACCAGGAUACUUGUGCAUCCAUGUCGAUUAUGCAAUGGGUAUUAUUUUCAUUAUGCAUGCUUCAGGUGCACAUACAUUCCGCUGCAUGGUAUAUAAUGCGUAUUAUUCUCCUUAUGCCCGUGAAGGAUUUUAAUGAGGCUUCUGCUUUAUAAUAUCUUAUUCCCUUUCAUCAAUCAUAUGAUCUGAGUUGUAUUAUUUUCUCAAUAUCAUUCUUUUAACCACUCGCAGGUUCAACUGGAGCCCACUUCUUCGUGGGCUUUUCCCCGCGGAGAUUUUUAUAGACCAUCAAAAUAUACUGGUAUUUUGCAAGCAACAAAAGACAUUUUCCGUGAGGAGGGUUUACCGGUACACAGAGUUCCAGCCUUUACCUGCUUAGUACCUUCAAUUCAAUCGUAACACUUUAUAAUCGUUAUUUCCUAUUUUUUUAAGACCGGAGUUCAUUUUUUCUUUUGAAACAUUUAGACAUGUUUUUUCAGAAAAAAUGAAAUCAACCAUAGCCUACAUAACGUCAAUGUCCGGUGGGUAAUAUACUAUAAGUAUGACAUUUUUUUUUUUUUUGGGUUGUGCAUUUUUCUUCUUCUUAAGAAUUACAACGAAUGGCAUGUCUUCAACUAGUUGAAGGUCAAUCAUUGCGCAUAAAACUAAUGCCUGGUAUUAAAAAUAAUUUUUAGAUGUUAAAUAGUCGCAAAAAUUGUCUUUCGUCAUUCCCCAAACAGAAACUGGUUCUGUUUAUCAUUGAAAGAAGGCUCAAUCAGUGAGAUAUCUUUUUAGUUUUAUGUGGACUAGAAGUUAGUAUCUUUAUUAUUCCGAAUCAGAUGUGCGUGCAGAUUUUUUGUCGUUAUAAAAUUUUGGGAAAUGAAAAAGGUAAAAUUGCUCUAUGGUGUUUUUCAUGUGAGUAAUGAUAAUAAAAAGUGAGGGAGGGUUGAAAUCUCUAGCUUCUAUGUCACAGAGGGAGAAGGACAGUGUUAACUCCGGGCCUGUCCUUUGAAUGAUUCUUUUUCCCCAUUGGAAUGUGGGCGUUGCUUCAAAUUAUUCUGAAUUUCUCCGUUAAUGCCUUUAAUUUUAACUGCUAAUGUCAAUAUAUUCAGAAACUUCUCUGUGGAGAUUGAAAGUCGUUUCAGUUUUUCUUCAUGCUUCUACUGGUUGUUCGAGGACUUGACUCAAAAUUUGAGAUGUUGAAAGUAAGAUCAUUCAAAUAAAAUGGCCUAAUCACAGAAGUGGGUUGUUCUAUCUACUGACGUAAAUUACUGUAGAUAUUCGAGUGUUAGUGGUUGGACAUGUACCUGGAAAAAUAUAAAUAACACGACCAUAGUUACACACGUAUAAACCAUACUAUAUGUCAUAACUUAACCUACAUAUCCGUAUGAAAUGCAUUCCCUAUUGUUGUACAGUGAGGCUGUGUACAUCCUUGAGAAGCAGCUGGAUGGAUUACAUGCCGAUGGCCUUUUCCCUUAUAACCCUCUAGUUAGUGAGAUUUACCUGACACUUGUUAAUGUCUAACUGUAUUAACUGGCUAAUGUAAAGUUGCUGGAACUGUUUUCUUUGUAUGAGGUGACCUUCCAUUUUAUGGUUGUGACACUGGAUUGGAUGAUCAGAAGAGUGACUGUUGAGCCCAAACUAGAUUUUUUUUGGAUCAAUCAAAUCUGUUUAUCCAAUUCAUUCAACACUGUCCAGUGGCCCGCCAAUCGUUCGUGAGAAACUCUGUUUCCUCACCCUUUGAUAAUUUUCAUGUUGGUUGCUUAAUUUUUCUUCAAAAUAAAGAAAGAUAUAUAUUUUUUUAGCUUCUAGUUAAUCUCGCCUCAUUCUUGUGGGUCAUGUAAUUUGCGGAAGAGCAUUUUAUGCUUGUUGAUCAUCAUCAUCUGUAAAUACAGAUGGUAUUACGAUUAACUUUAUUUCACGCACUGAACUGUGUUUUCCUACAUAUUCAGUGUCAUUUUAAAAUCAGUUCGACGUCAUUUAAAUGGAAUCAAUUUAUCACAUGGUUGAAUGAAUUAACAUCCUCCAACUCGAGUUGACUUUGUUUUUAUUUUUUGAAUGAAUUAAUAUCCUCCAACUUUUCAAAUAGGGUUUCUGGAGGGGCAAUGUUCCAGCUCUGCUUAUGGUUAUGCCUUACACUGCCAUACAAUUUCCAGUACUGCACCUUGUAAAAACAUUGGCAUCUGGUUCAUCCAAAACAGGUUUUCCUCAGAAAUUUGGUUAUGAUGUUUGCUUUGUACAUCUUGUGAUUUCUUCGUGGUAUACUUUCUAUUUUAAAUAUCGAUGACUGUCUACAGAUUUAAUAUCAACAAGAAAUCAUUCAGUCUUAAAUUCUGCGAGCUGAAAUCUUUUAGUGGAUUGAUGUAGUAAUUAGGGCACCAUAUAUUUCUCGUGGGUUUUACCUUAUGAGUGCAUAUGAAUCGUUGUGGUGAGGUAUCUCGCCAAUCAAGUGCUACCAAUCACACUUCACUUUAUUCAUUAUUUCGAUAAAACUGGCGAUAUUAAUCAUCUCUUCAUUAAAAAAAAAAGGGCCUCCUGUUUGCUUCUAAUUUUCUUCAUAUAUUCUUGCAAAAAGUCAUAAUGGGGAUAUGCAUCUUUUGGAAUAGCAAGCCUUCUCCAUGAAUUCCAAGAAGAACCUGAUAAAUUGUCAGACCUCAAACCCUAAUUUACAUCCGGCUUAAUCCAUUGAAUCUACACAUACUUGAUCGGCAAUGACAUGUUAUACAUACAUACACACACAUCUAACACUGAAAAGCAGAUAACACUGUGAAAUGAGAUACGUGAUUACUCUGCUCAUGCCCUACCCCAUCACUGCUAAGAUGAUGGUGGGACCAUCAGCUGAUAUUUCCUGUGAAGUUUCUCUGUAUGCACCAAUAUUUGGCCCUUAUAAUGAACUGUCUCAGAUUUCGUAGAUUUGAGUCCACGCAUGUUGUUGGGUCAACGCAACGUAUCUAAUUGGGGGUCGUAUGGAUAGACAGAGGUGAGAGAUUGUCUGGCAUCAGACUUUAGAUUUGAUUGCAUUAUCUUGAGACUAUACAUAAGGAGGAAAAGACUCAGGAAAAGGAAUUGGAUGUCUCAUCACCAUCGAAUACCCAUGCUCAUGACUCGAUCCACACUAUGAAUGACUGCUUCAUGAGAAACUCGCAUUGGGCAGCAUUAUAAAUGUUUACUUUUUAUGAUAUUUUACAAGAAACAUUUAAAAAAUAUUUGUAUCAUCUAAUUACACUGCUGGAAAAAUGGUUUCAAUCUUUACUGAUGGGGUGAUUUGAUGCCCUAAAUGUUUUGUGCUGAUAUGCAGAGGAUCAUCUGCGGUCGAGUUCGUAUCUGUCUUAUGUGAGUGGGGGGCUGGCAGGAUGUGCUGCAACAGUUGGAUCAUACCCAUUUGAUCUCUUGAGAACAAUUUUGGCAUCACAGGGGGAACCCAAGGUAUAGGUCCAAGACUUGCAACUUCAUGGUUCGUUUUUUAGGGUUUUUUUUUUUUUUUUUAAUCUGAUCGUUUUUUAGGUAUUGUUGAGAUUACGAUAAAUCGUCCACACCGUAUGAAUGUGGACCAUUCUCGGUCAUCCCCAUGCUGCUUGCCUUGCAGAAAGCAUGGGUUGACUUGACUUCAAACAAAAUAAGAGCCACCUUGUCGGGUUGAAUCCCCACCUUAGUUGCCCACGGUUGGAUGAACAUUUGACCAAUUCUCCGGACCAAAGCCACACGACUUGUUCGUCUUCAAUAAAUUUACUACCACAUUAACAAAUUCGACUUCAUAUAGUUAGAAGAGAUUGCAACCGUUGACUUUAUCUCACUCUUAGAUACUUCAGAGUAGAAACGUUGGUUUACUCAGCUUUAUGGUCGUUGACCAAAACACACCCUUAGAAGGGAAGGGAGAAGAGGGGGGAGGGGGCGGGGGUUAUAUUCUUAAUUACCACAGCUACUUAGAUCGAAGUUGCGAGUGAUAUUGAUAUAAUAUGCUAGAGAAUCAAAAAUUUCAUGCUAAUAUCGUAUAUGGAUGAAAUGCUUUUGCUUACGGAGUGGGGGUUGACUUGUUGCUGUCUGGCAUCAUCAUGCUGUCGGGGGGGAAGUCUCCUCUUUCUUUGGAGCAUAAUUUUUUGCGUCGCACAGAUGUAGGUGGAUAAAAAAUGCUCGGACAAUCCUGAGGGGAUCCAAGAACAGUACGUCAGAGGGAAUGUAGCAGUUUCUCCCCAAGGGAGGAAAGCUUGUCAGCAGAGGGGGGGUUUUACAGCAGUGAAGGGGAUCCGAUUGGAUUAUAUUUUAGGGUUUUAGUGGUUCUGAGCAGGCAACUAUGCUGUUGGCAUGGCCAUCUCUGACUUGGUGAACUUGAAGUCGAAAUGAGAAGAAUAAUUGUGCCUCUCUGAAUCAUCCGAUACCUUUGUCAGGAUUUCUUCAAAGUCAACGAGGCAAAUCUCCGGCAGUUGAUGCGAACCGGUCACUUUCAACUAACUGGGCUUGAUCAAGACUGUAUUGCAUGUAUAUAUUUUUUAUAAUAUUUUUGUCGGCCUAACUUGAUACAUUGGUCUGUAUGCCAUUUUCUCAUCAUACGCUGACUAACUGGUGCGCGCAAAAAUGUCAGCAUAGGAUCAUAUUAAAUUGGUGCAGCAUGCAGUGCUCACUGCUGAAUUAUUCCUCUGCCUGUUCAGGUGUACCUCAACAUGAGAUCUGCGCUUGUCGACAUUGUCAAGAAUCGUGGCAUCCGGGGCUUGUACGCCGGACUAACACCGACACUCAUAGAGAUCAUUCCAUACGCAGGCCUGCAGUUCGGCACCUACGAUACCUUCAAGAGAUGGUCAAUGGUAACGCUCGAAUCAUCUCUUCCUAGUUAGGGAUUAUACAAGAACGUUGGCCUAAUCACUCAUUCUUUUGACUUCAGAUCAGAGUUUUUUUUUUCUCCCAGAUGCAUCAUGCUUUAUUCCCUUGUAAUCUUAUGGCUAUGCAGGCAUGGAAUAAGUCGCGGUACGCUGAUGUGGACACAGUCAAGGUAGAUGUCAGCCUCUCGAGUUUCCAGCUAUUUAUCUGCGGCUUGGCAUCGGGAUCCUGCGCUAAAGCUGUCUGUCAUCCUCUCGAUGUUGUGAAGAAGAGAUUCCAGGUAAGUUUAAAACAAAAGAAAAAUCUAGUGUUAUAAAUGAAUGACUAAGCAACGAGAGACCCCCCCCCUCCCCCUUACUCUCACUCUCACUCCUCUUCUCAUGAUCGCUUGUUUUCAGCAUUCUCUCUCUGUAGAAUAGAUGAAGGGGAGCGAGAGUCUCCUCUCUCUCGGCGUUCUACUUCAUCCAAUUCUCUUCGAAAUCUUCUCGUGGUCUCCCAUGUCCCCUCCACAGCUUCUCUCCCUCUAUUUGUAGUGAAAACAUCCAGCGACUCCUUCCAUGUCUCCUCCCGCCUGACCUUUCUAGUUCCUUUCCUAGUUUAGAGAGCCUGACUGGGGUUGGCUGGCUCAAAUCUUGCAGAUCGAAGGGCUCAGGAGACACCCAAAGUACGGGGAAAGCCUGGAGAGCCACGCGUACAGAAACAUGUACGACGCCCUUCGGCAGAUAAUACGGCGGGAGGGCCCUGCUGGGCUCUACAAGGGGAUCUACCCUUCCAUCAUCAAGGCGGCCCCGGCAGGGGCUGUCACCUUUGUGGCUUAUGAGUAUUCAUCGGACUGGUUAGAGUCCGUCCUGACGUGA